Messenger RNA from Sabethes cyaneus, 1590 nucleotides. It is a transcript of the gene Poxn, whose product is annotated as paired box pox-neuro protein. The transcript is spliced from 6 exons. NCBI's taxonomy places the organism in Eukaryota, Metazoa, Arthropoda, Insecta, Diptera, Culicidae. Gene Ontology annotation, molecular function: RNA polymerase II cis-regulatory region sequence-specific DNA binding; DNA-binding transcription factor activity, RNA polymerase II-specific. The record is from RefSeq and is a predicted model, not a curated record. Bases 1 to 1590 code for a protein of 529 amino acids. Gene Ontology annotation, biological process: anatomical structure development; regulation of transcription by RNA polymerase II.
AUGACCAAGGAGGUCCUACGAAUGCUCGGAGUUUUCAAACGACUAGUGCUAAGAACGAUUUUCGACGGCGUACUGGAGAACAGAGUAUGGAGGCGGUGGAUGAACCAUGGUUCGCGCAGCUCUAUGCAUACAAUAAUGCCGGACAAUUACCAUGCAAAGAUAGUGUUCGCUUUAAAUCCAGCAGACGAUCAGGGGCGCGCCGAAGUUCCACAUAACCAAGAGCAAUUGUCGACACUUUCUGACGAUUAUAUUUUUAUCCAUUUCUUGCUCAUUUUUACAGGCCAAGCAGGUGUCAACCAACUCGGCGGCGUGUUCGUUAAUGGAAGGCCCCUACCGGAUAUAGUCCGACGGCGAAUAGUGGAACUGGCGCUGAUGGGUGUACGACCUUGCGACAUAUCGCGCCAGCUUCUCGUAUCCCAUGGUUGCGUAUCGAAAAUUCUAACUCGGUUCUACGAAACUGGUUCGAUACGACCCGGUUCGAUCGGGGGCAGCAAAACUAAGCAAGUGGCCACUCCGACGGUGGUCAAGAAAAUACUUCGCUUCAAGCAGGAAAAUCCGGGUAUGUUCGCGUGGGAAAUUCGCGACCAGCUGCUAGCGCAGCGAAUAUGUGAUCCCAACACGAUACCGUCAGUCAGCUCGGUCAACCGGAUACUGCGGAAUGGGGGCCUCUGGACGGACGAUAUGACGUCGAAUGAACAAAUGAUGCGCGAAUCGUCUCAUUCAUCAUCGUACAUGGCAUCCAAAGCAAUGUCUCACCCGCUGUAUAGUCAAACCCUGGAACAACACCAUGCCCUUUUGAACCAGUACCGCUACAGUAUGGCAUCUGCUGUUUCUCCCGGCACCAAACCAAUUCAUCCGCAUCCUUACAAUGCGAAUCAAGUGCCGGGAAAUCCUCCGGUUCAAAGAACCGCAGCCGUAAACAUCAUACAGCACGAGGGCAUUACACCGACCAAAGUGGAUCCCACCAAGCAUCAACAGGCUGCGGUGCGAGUUGCCUCUCCUCCCAAGAGUGAUCCGAAGAGUGAACCCUGUUCUUCUGGUGGUUCUGCGACAAAUCUGUCACCUCAGAUGUCGUACCUACCGAAGCACUGGAUUUGGAAUACCAGUCUUUUCUAUGCUGCCAACCGAAAUGUAGCAGCUGGUACCGAUCCGGCCGGUACUUUCCCUCAUGGUUAUUUCACCUACGGAAAUCCUUUCGCCACUUCGACGGGAUUUACCAUCCAGCGGGACGCUUACCGAAAUGACGGAACCAGCUCUAACACUAGUUCGUCACCGGUACAAAUUACCGACGUCAAUUCGGAUGAUUCUUCGGAUAACCAUGACGAUCUCAGGAACAGCAUAUCCAAAAAGCGCAACCCAUACUCGAUCGAGGAACUGCUCAAAAAACCCGAAAAACGUCAAAAGCUAGAUUCGGUGACCAUCACUUGCGUGACACAGCGUAGCCGUGACGGCUACCGGUCCCCUUCUCCGUCGCCCUCGAAAUCAGUUUCACCUCCAGUGUCCCAUUUUUCGGUUCCGGUUGACGAAAGCAUUAGUCUGGUCAAAUCCAAACCAGAACAUCUUAGUGAAAAUAUUGAAAUUUGUGAUUAA